Neolamprologus brichardi is the source of this 837-nucleotide messenger RNA. RefSeq names its product claudin-4-like. Gene Ontology annotation, cellular component: bicellular tight junction; membrane. The record is from RefSeq and is a predicted model, not a curated record. Gene Ontology annotation, molecular function: structural molecule activity. NCBI's taxonomy places the organism in Eukaryota, Metazoa, Chordata, Actinopteri, Cichliformes, Cichlidae.
UAAAUGACUACAGCUCUCGAGGAGACACCAUCUUUUAUCUAUAAAGAGAUAAAGAGAACGUUUCAUUAUGACGGCUGGUGUAAGACACCUUCUAGGCUUGACCUUGGCCAUCGUCAGCUUUGUGGGGACCAUUGUCAUCUGUGCUCUUCCACAGUGGAGAGUCACAAAAAUCUUAGAGCAAUCGAGCAUUGUUGGUUCCCAGGUGUUCACUGAAGGUUUGUGGAAAGUCUGUGGUUCUUUCAGUGAACAGAUUUUGGCGUGCAACGAGUAUGAGAAAACACUUUUGCCUAUAAGUCAAGACCUGGAGGUUGCUAGAGCGCUCAUUGUUAUUGCCAUUAUCAGUGGUGUCAUUGGGAUCCUGCUUGGUGCUGCUGGAAGCAAAUUCAUGAACUUUGUGCCAGACGAAAGGAAAAGGAGUAAAAUGGCUAUGGCUUCUGGAGUUGUUUGUCUCAUUGCAGGCAUCUUUGUGCUAAUACCAGUCUGCUGGACCACCAACGCCAUCACCACCAUACAGGAUAAUUACAACAACUUUCUUCCUCAUGUCUCUUUGAAGAGUGAGCUUGGAGCCUCGCUUUACAUUGGCUGGAUCACCACAGCACUUCUGUUCCUGGGAGGAGGCCUCCUCUGCAGCUCCUUUAUCUGCCAAGAUGGAACUGACUAAAACAUUAAGUACACCAACCCUUGCCCUUGUAAAAAGCCUUAUUUACAAAGAGCAAUUAGUCAGUAAUUUAGUUACUCAUAUUAACCUAAGCUUAGAAAUCCAGAAGUCUGUUAAAAAAAAAAGGAAACAAAAGUUGAAUGAAUAGAAUAAGAAAGUCUAAAAUCGAAUUAAAAUAG